Molecule: messenger RNA, 543 nt
Organism: Rotaria socialis
Lineage: Eukaryota; Metazoa; Rotifera; Eurotatoria; Philodinida; Philodinidae
Source: the annotation of a GenBank genome assembly
AUGUCACUUAUUUUCAUGAUGUUUGAUCGUCUGAGAGCUCGUCUUUUACUUCGGAAAAAAUCGGAACCAUCAUUUGCAAAUGAUAAUGCAAAAAACGAACCAGCAGAACGAGAAGAAUGGGAUCGACCGAUAGAAUUCUUUCUUUCAUUGAUUGGUUGUUCGAUUGGUCUUGGUAAUGUUUGGAGGUAUCCAUAUAUUGCAUUCAAGAAUGGCGGUGGUGCUUUUAUCAUACCGUAUUUUUGUAUUUAUUUUCUAAUUGGUACGCCGCUUUUCUUUCUUGAAAUGUCAUUGGGUCAAUUCACUAGUAGUGGCUCAGCAGCUGCGUUUAAGAUGUCACGAAUGUUCAAAGGACUUGGUUGGGCAACAGCCAUAAAUUCAUUUUUAGUUUCCAUCUAUUAUAAUGUUAUAAUAGCUUGGUGUCUCUUCUAUCUUUUUGCUUCGUUUCGAAGUAAACUUCAAUGGAGUGAUUGUGGAAAUUGGUGGAAUACUGAACGUUGUGCUACUACAGGAAAAUAUCAGUUUCUUUUUCUUGCAAACAAUUGA